Messenger RNA from Nymphaea colorata (pocket water lily), 1906 nucleotides. Its product is annotated as basic leucine zipper 34. The coding region runs from base 586 to 1641 and encodes 351 amino acids. Lineage: Eukaryota; Viridiplantae; Streptophyta; Magnoliopsida; Nymphaeales; Nymphaeaceae. The record is from RefSeq and is a predicted model, not a curated record. The transcript has 5 exons. Gene Ontology annotation, biological process: regulation of DNA-templated transcription. Gene Ontology annotation, molecular function: DNA-binding transcription factor activity.
GUUUUGGGUAGUUUUCUUUGUUAAGCAGAGCAGUUCCCAUAAUUAAUUUUUUCAAAUGGGAUUUGGGUUUUCAAAUUUUCUUCUUCCCAGGGGAGCUUCGAUCCCUGAAGCAUGUGUUUCUUGAGAAAUUUUGAACGGCCUUGCUUUUUUUUUGGGAUGAUUUCCAAAAUGUUCCACUGUUUCAUCAAGGGUUUAAGUUGUAGUGUUGGAGGUCUUCUCUUGAGUUCUUUUCUUGGUCUCAGAGGAGAUGGGGAGAAAAAAGGAAAAAUGGGAAAAAACACUGAUAGUUUGACUUCUCGACUUACGUUUUUGGCACCGCAUUUUGAGAUCCCCCUCUCUCCUUCUCAACUCUAAGGAAACCUUUUAUGGUUUAAAGAAUUCCUAUUUAACGUUUAUUUGGGAAGAACUUCUUCAUUUGUUUUUUUUCGAAAUGAAGAAAUCCUGAAGUUCAUCAGACAUUUUUCCUCUGCUCCUGUUUCUCUUGUACCUUUUGAGUCGAAGUGCUUGGUUUUCCUCAAAUGUGAUGCUAGGUGAAGAUACUAACCGGCGAUAAAUUUUAUGUGCGGCUUGUAAAUUAUUUUUACCAUGUGGAAAUAUGCCCACCUGCCUCCUAGGUGCCCGUUGCAGAGUAGAGGCCUCGCUUUCCCAAGUUUGGAUUCAGGCUCGUUGCUGAGUGAGAGAAGCCAGGACUCAUGCCAAGGACACAAACGUUCUCCAUCUUUGAGUGCAGUCAUAGAAGAGCAGCCAUCAUGGUUUGAUGAAUUACUUGGUGAAUCUGAAACGGGUCUCAGUGGGAGUCUUCAUCGACGCUCUUCUAGUGAUUCUGCUACAUUUUCAGAACCUCCUCAAGCCCUUUCAAGAUCAAAAUCAUUGGAGAGCGACAAGCUUAUUCACAAACAGUUGGAUGAGUUAGCAAAAGAAUGUCCCAGCUAUAACAGGUUGGAUAGAAAGGAGGAUGCCCCAUCGUCCUAUGCUCACAUACUGAUGAUGAAACAGCAGAAAGCAAAUGAGACCUCUUUUGCUAUUUCAUCUGGUUGCGUAUAUGGCCCUAAUUCUCCUAGAUUGAAGCCUGAUAUUGAAAGUCCCAUUGCAUCUGAAGAAUACAGCGGUGAGAUACCACUCUCAUUAUUGGCUGAGAACAUCUAUCCUUUUGCCUCUGAAAUUUCCAAUUAUAAUGCAAAAGAAAGUUCUGGUGGCACUGCCGCUAAUCAAGACCCUGAGGUGAAGGCAGCUAAAAGGCACUCUGGUCAACGAUCUAGAGUUCGUAAACUUCAGUACAUUGCUGAGCUUGAAAGAAGAGUAGAGAUGCUUCAGAUAUUGGAAUCAAGACUGGCAACAAAGGUAGAUCUCCUUUAUCAGCAGCGUGUUAUACUGACAGUUGAGAACAAUGAGCUGAAGCACAGGAUUGCAUGCCUUGCCAAGGAGAAAAUGAUAAAGGAUGGCCAAUGUCAAUCAUUAAAGAGUCAGAUUGAACGGCUGAAAUUGGUGCACACAAAUCACUCAAAGAACAGAAGGCAUUCCUCAAACAUGCAGAGGUCACCGAACUCUUCCUCUGAGUUGAGUUGGCAGAUGUUGGACAUGAGCAAGCUAAGUCUUGGUGGGGGUCGCCCAAUUUCCUUGACAGAUAGUUACAGAAGUUGAUACGAGAGAAUAGGACGGCGUCAAAAUCUUCCAGAGGGGAGGGUGUGCGGGUGCAUUCUUGCUAGACUACCAUGCUUGCAGAGUCAGCCCUGAAAGCCCCUGUGCGCUGCUUUUGUAUAUUUCCACUUGGUGGUGCCAAGGUGAAACAGCAUAGGGCUGAUGAAUUUAGGAAAAAAAAAAAGAGAAGAUAGAGAACUGUUUGUAGUGUAAACUUGUUACUCCUUUUCCUCAAAAGUUAAUUUUUAGUCAACUCUUUCUUCUUCAA